Messenger RNA from Rotaria sp. Silwood2, 963 nucleotides. The record is from the annotation of a GenBank genome assembly. NCBI's taxonomy places the organism in Eukaryota, Metazoa, Rotifera, Eurotatoria, Philodinida, Philodinidae.
AUGUGGCAAUUUAUUAAGCGACAUCGUCGAAAACUUUUUAUUAUAUCAUUACUUACGGGAGGUGGCUAUGCAGCAUUUCGUUUUAUAAAUGGAAAAUUAUCAACAAUGUUAAAUGAUCAAGAUAAAAUGUUGACAGAAUGGAAAAAACAACUUUAUUAUGAACAUAAUCGUGAUACAAGUUUAAGAACAAGAAUGAAUAGUUUGAUUGAUGAUGUUCGAAAAGCUACUCAAUCAAUUCUUUCAAGAAUUCCAUUACAACAAAUGCUUGAUAUAAAUGAUAUUAUGUGGUAUUGUAGUGAAAUUCGUCAUCAAAUUGAAAAAAAACGAUAUCAAUCAUUUAAUAAUCAUCAUCCAUUACUUAAAUAUGUUCGAUCAAUUUCAUUACCAAUACGAUCAACACAACCAGCAACAACGACAACAUCAGCUUAUUCAUUUUCAAAUCCUAUAACAACAACUAGUUCAUUGACUACAAAACGAAUACAUUCACCAUCAUCAGUUUAUAAUGUUCAAGAACAAUUUGAAGUUGAAUGCAUUGAAAUGAUUGAAAGUGAAACAUUUCAACGUGUAUUAAUUCAAAUAAUUGAUCAAAGUUUUUCAAAUAUUUAUGAUGAAUUUGCUCGAGAAAUGGCUAAAGCAUCAUCAGCAACAAUUAAUUUAUCGGAAAAUAAUUUAAAUGAUUCGACGAUAAUUAACGAAGCACAAAUACCAUUUGCUAAAAUAGUUCCAAUAUGUAAUAAUAUUUAUACAAAAUUAUCAAGUCAUCAUGAACAACUUAUGCUUCAUUUUCAGAGUCUUGCAUGUCGACCAGAAUUACAUGAAUACACAAAAUAUGCAUAUGAUUUAUUUUCCAAUGAGUCAUUACAAUCAGCAAAUCAUACAGCUUAUUCAUUUUUACCAUUAGCAUCAUCAUCAUCUUUACAAUCUAGUUUAUCAUCAUUUUUACAAUCAUUGAUGUCUCGAUAA